AUGGGCCCCGUCAGUCGCGCCAACCUUGCCUUCUGGCUGCUCUGGCUCGCCGCACUGUUCUGGUGCGGCCGCAACUCGUUCGACGACCCGUCCUCCAUAUUCUACGACCAGGCCGCGGCCUACACGCAACGCUACUCGGCGCUGCGCGGCCUCGAGAUCGACGCCUUCCUCGCCAACGACACGCGCGUCGCGGCCGCGCGCCCGCCCGACCACCACGACGAGAUCCUGUGCGUCGGCGUGCCCAGCAUCAACCGCACCUCCGAGGGCUUCCUGGCCCGCACGGUCGGCGGGCUCGUCGACGGGCUUACGCCCGCGGAGCGCGCCUCGCUGCACGUCGUCGUGCUGCUCGCCGACAAGACGCCGGCCGCGCACUUUGCCUACGGCCAGCCGUGGCUGACGGCCGUGGUCGACGAGGUGCUCGUCUACGAGCAGGCCGGCAAGGACCACUCGGCGCUGCCGGGGUACCGCACCAUACCGUUCGAGAUCCGCCCGGACGGGCGGCGGCGCGGCGACGGGCGCGUCGAGAACAUGCGGCUGGACCACUCGGUGCUGGUGGAGACGUGCAGGGCGCGCGGCGCGCCGUACUUUGCGUUCGUCGAGGACGACAUCGUCACGUCGCCGGACUGGUACCGCAAGUUCCUGGAGGGCGUCGCGCGGCUCGAGCUCCGGACCAAGCGCGCCCCCGACAGGGACUGGGUGUACCUGCGGCUGUUCUACUCGGAGAUCUUCAUGGGCUGGAACGCCGAGGAGUGGGCCACCUACGCCGAGGUCAUCUUCCUCGUCUACGCGGCCUUCAUCGUCGGCUUCCUGGUGCUGCGCGGGCGGCAGCGGCGCCGCCUCGCCGCCGCGCCGUCCGGCUACUCGCCGCUGAUGAGCAAGGAGGAGCCUGCGGCCGCCCGGUCGGCGCAAUCGCAGCGGCACCUGCAAAAGUUCAACCACCUGUCCGCCAUGGUCAUCGGGCUCUGGCUGCCGGCCGCCAUCGCGCUCGUCUUCCUCGGCGGGCGCAUCACCAUGAGGCGGCUGAGCCCCGUGCCGCGGCCGGGCAUCCGCGAGAUGCCGCGCUACGGCUGCUGCGCGCAGGGCCUGGUGAUCCCCAAGCGGCACCUGCCCACGUUUUACUCGCUGCUGCUCGAUCCCCCGUACGACUUCCCGGGUGACAUGAUGCUCGAGGGCCACGCGGACCAGAAAAACCUGGCCAAAUGGGCGCUGGAGCCCAGCGUCAUGCAGCAUGUAGGGCUGAAGCAGUCCUCGGAAGGCACUCGGCUCGCGGAGGUGUGGAACUUUAGCUUUGAGCGUCGAACGAUGGCGACAAAGAAUGGCUGA
Molecule: messenger RNA, 1323 nt
Organism: Cordyceps fumosorosea ARSEF 2679
Lineage: Eukaryota; Fungi; Ascomycota; Sordariomycetes; Hypocreales; Cordycipitaceae
Product: Glycosyl transferase, family 54
Exons: 1
Coding region: 1-1323 (440 amino acids)
Biological process (GO): GPI anchor biosynthetic process
Cellular component (GO): Golgi membrane
Molecular function (GO): glycosyltransferase activity
Source: RefSeq, a predicted model, not a curated record